UUUCAUCCUCAGCUCGAGAGACAAUGUCGAGGAAAUGACAAGAAUAUCAGCACACAGCCAGGAGGGGAUAUAAUUAACCUUUCACGGCUAGCGCUUAUCUGAAAUAGUCUGCAUGGACUUGAUCUAUUUGGUGGCAGUUUGACAGGCUAGUGUCCGUAGAACCGCUGCGUGUGAUCUACCAGCACGCUAUAGGGUGGUCAGUUCAGCGGGGUGCUUGACACGUAUCAGCUAAGAAAAAGCAAGCAUCCAGCUGAGAAAAAUGCCAUCCCUCCCAAAUCCUGGACCCUCGUGCGUCCAGGGUGCUACACAGGAGUCUUCAACAGUUGACCAAAGACUGGGGUGACUGAAUAUGAGCGAAAACCAAGAAACAAGGAUCUGCCUCGACCAUGUAUGGGAGCAGGCAAAGCAGCAGUUGGAAAAUGCCGCAAGGGAGGCGGGCAUACCGAUGGUUUGCAAAACCCCCGCCGAUUUCGAACGCGAAAUGUCCGGCAUAAGAAAAACUGAAAGUUCUCGUUCUCGCAAAUACAAAGAUAAAUGCCUCACUCUGCUCAAGGCUUUCAACACCCUCGGCGAGCUCGCCGCAGGUGGUGCUGCGUUGGCAUAUCCCCCAGCAAGCGUGUGUUCUCAAGCGCUGUCAAUUGUGAUCGCUAUACCCGACCGCAUCCACAAGAAUCACGAAACCAUCGAGGCUGUCAUUGGACAAAUCCACCCGACUUUUGUUGAAUUCGAUAUAUUUAGGAACUUGCAGAGCCAUGGACAUAUUUCAGAUGCUAUGUUGCAAUGCAUACGUGCGGCUUUGCUUGCCUUUGUUGAAAUUUGCGCUGCAUGCGUGCGGUCUGCUGCUAAGGGGAAGCUCACCCAUUUCGGAAAGCAUCUUAAAUCGGUUAUCACCAAUGAGGACCCGCUGAAAGCGCAACUUGAUGCUUUAGAGGGCCUGAUCAAGGAAAAGGAUAGAAUCAUGGAUGUAUCUAUGUUCGCCGAGAUUGUACAGACCGGAAGGAAGGCUGAAUCCGCUUACGAUGAAGCUAAAAGAGCAAGACUCAACACAGAUGAUUUUGCCAAGUCGGAAAAGAAGCGUCGGGACAGAGAGACAUGGCAGCAGAAUCUGGAGGUGAUUGGGGUGAAGCUCUGCCUGACGCGGACCCCACAGGCCAGUCAGACUGAUAUUCUCGAGGAAAACGAUAAGAAAGUGUCUUUCCAAAGUGAGUGGUAUCGCCAACUUGACGAUUACCAAAAGUGGGUGGACAACAGCGCCGAAAGCCCAUUUUUGUUACUGGCCGGUGCAAAGGGGACGGGCAAAAGCUUCGCAGCCGCUUCGAUCUUUUUCGACCUGACUAGGAAGGGAGAACGGGGUCUAGUCGGCUUUUACUCUUUCCCGGCAAUGGGAGCCAAAACUACUUCGGACAGCCAUCCGGCGCAAACUGCAUUGAAAUGUGUCGUCAACCAACUCGCAGAGAAAGACCCGCUUUUUGCGAUCCACGCCCGUCGGAUUUGUGACGGAAACGAUCUUUCGACCGCCACAUUCAGAGAUUUGUGGAGCUGGUUCAUACUGGACAUUGGGCAGAGUAAUAUGGCGUUUUACCUCAUUUUCGAUGGCAUGGACAAUCUGGCGGAAGACCAAAGGAAGGAGCUGCUAGAUGAAUUCACUGCCAUUCCGCACGCCCCAGGAAUGGGACGUUCGACACGCAUACUUGCUACUACAUCAGAGGAAAUCGGACACGUCAAAUCUAGCCCUACGUUUCCCAUAGUCACCAUUACCAGCCAUACGGGAGAGGAGAUGAAGCGAUAUAUAGAAAGAGAGUUUAAAAGAGCUGGUCUUCUGCAAGAAGAUUACGAAGGACACCUGCAGAAAAAAGAGGAACUGUGUGUGUGGCUAAAAGACCAAUCAAGGGGUAGCUUUCAAAAGGUUCAACAGGGGCUUGAUGAGAUCAGGGAAAUUGUAGCGGCUGAGGAUCAUGACGCUUUGAACAGAUUCUCAACCCAAACAAACAUGGAUACUUCUCGUCUCAUGAAGGCCGAACUACUCAAGGCCCAGGAGUCACUAACUGCCAAGGAAAUAGACGAACUCAAUGAACUUUUGACAUGGGUGGAGUACGGGAAGCUCUACUUUGAUGUAGAGGAUCUCAAGGCUAUUCUGUAUCUGCGAACACGAAAGCUCCCACUGGGAUCUCUUGAAAAGAAGAUUCGUGAGCGCUAUUCCAGCUUCCUUGAAAUAAGCCCCAGUGGUGGUUUUCUUCACGUCGUGGAAGAAAUGAAAGAGGUAGUUCUGAAGCAGAGAACAACAUUGCGACACACACUAGAACGUCCCACGAUUACGGCGAACAUUUCGAUCACCAACGCCAGCGUUGAAGUCGUACGACGCUUUUUCUGGGAUAUUACUAGCCAUACAUGGAGCACACCAUUCAACUUUGACCAUGAGCCGGACUUAUCAAAAUUGGACUUGAAAGAGAUUCGACUUAAUGAAAUGGACUCCCAUCUCCUGAUAGUCAAGAGAGCAUUCGACUUCCUCUUCGCCGAGCCGAGUCCGAUGUCCAAGUCCAUAGGGAGAUAUUUGAUAAGUUAUCUCCCAGGUCACUUGGCCGUUUUGUUGGUUGCUGAAGGGAUGGACGCGAUUGGCCACGAAGACAAGGAGUGGAUCGGAGAGAGAAUUAACAAGCUUUUCUUUGACAAAGGCAUUGUUCGAAAACACUGGGAUAGUUUUGCUGCUAUUUAUUGGCACUGGCAGGAUCUGGAAAUGUCCUACUUCUGGUCCUGGUUGAAGGAUGAGACUGCGACGCAGCGAAUCGGGAUGCGAGACAAAGAAUGGCUCGAAGAGGCGAAAGGAAGCUCGAACCCGAACCAAAGCCUGCUCAAACGCCUUAUCACUGAGAUUGCGCAAAUAUGGCUGAGGUCACAGGAUACCACGCCUCUCCCAGCCUUUCAAUGGAUCAAAAACUAUCUAUCUUUUAAACCCGGAGAUGUUGGUGAGAGCGAAAAUGAAAAUCUCAAACAGAAUGAUCCAGAAACCGAUAUAGGAAUCGAGGGAGACGCGAGUGAAAGUAAUCAUGUCCAGCAGGCAGAGAAAUGGUGCAGCCAUGUAUUGGGGAUACAGGAUAACGAUCGAGAUUGCCUGUGGUUUAAGCGUCUUGCGGAGACCUAUCAAGAACUACGCUGUUCCGAUGAAGCCAUUGAAAACUUUAAAAAAGUCGAUGCGAUGGCCCAAGGUGACGAAAACACAGAGACUGCUAUACGCAUCAGCGCUUUGAUAUCUCUAGCCGCUCUGGAGCCGGACGCUGCCGUAGAGCAUAGCACAAAUGCCCUUGAGCUGGACCGUCACAGUGCAGAUGCCAGAUACUCUCUCUUUAGCAUUUAUUGUCUGAAGAACGAAAAAAACAAAGCGCAGGACUUGGUAAUCGACACAGCUCAACUUACAUUGUCAGGUGAUGGCCCGAGUGACCUCAAGGGAGUAAUUGAAAAAGCUGCCAGAAACGAUGCCAUCGACCAUAUGUCCAGAUUGUUCGAAACUAUUAUUGUGGCCAGUGCACAGGACCCGGACCAUUUCCGCCAACUCCUAAGUGACAUGGAUGGCGCCGCGCAUGAUUCUCGAAACCAAAUACGGUAUUAUGAAUUAGCAAAUCUUCUUCUAUACCGAGGUAUAGCACUCGCACACUACGACUGCACUGAGCACGCGGACGCGGCGACUGUUGCUGUUAGGCAUUGGCAAGAAGCUGCGUCCGUGAUCAUCGAGAAACUGUCAACACAUUCCGGCCAAGCCAAGCUUCUUGGCGCAGUCAACCGGCAGUUGAGCUUCCAUUACUUUCAGCUUCAAAGUCCAAACUCUGCCAAGUCAUUGUGGGACGUGCUCCAAUCGCAGAAGAAUAUUAUUAUGGAGAUGUCGCCAGCCAAAGCCUACCUGGUGGCCCACUACCGUCGCGAAAGCUCAGAGAGCCAAAAGGCCAAAGAGCUACUUCGACCCCAUGUGGAAAUGGCGUUAAGAUUGCUUUCAGACAACACCACCGAUAACGAUUGGCAGGGAUACCUACUACUGAGUCGGGUCUAUCUCUACUGGGGCCGCGAGGACUUUGGCAAAUAUGGAUAUAUCCUCCGUCCACAGGAAAUACUUAACGAAGACGCCCUAAGCCAAUGGUUUCGGUAUAACGAGAUUUCAGAGGAGCUGGUGACUGGAAUCCUUGGUUUCUAUUCUGAGCGACCCUCGGAUCAGCCUCUUCUCAAUCAAAUUGACUUCUUGUUGGACCGACUGUAUGACAGUGACACCGAGUCUAAUCGAGAGGCACGCAGGGCCGUCAGAGAUUACUGGAACAGCAUAGUAGAUGGUUACCUUGAAUAUUAUUGUGAUAGUUGUGGAUGCCGACUGUCUGAGGGCAAUGCCAUGUUUAUGUGCAAGUUCUGCUUCGACAUGGGAUUUUGUGAGCCAUGCAAAAACAAGAUCCAAGGCCGAGAGAUCAAGACCCACAAAUGCCAUGCGGAGCAUGAGUGGGUCAAGCUUGGAAUCUGGAACACGGAGCAGCAAAUUCAGGCUGUCAAGAAGAGGUUCAAGCUGGAGGGCCCCCUUGGAGAUUAUGGAGAUGUUGGCGAUGAGGUGUCUGCGGUACAGUGGUUGAAUUAUCUGAGGGAUACUUGGGAGUUUUCUGAGGAUGCUUUCAAGUUUGAGUAACUGAGUGUGUAGUGGAAUAUCUGAUGUUCACGACUAUAAGAGGUCAGCACACGAUCAAGGUUGAAAACCAGGAAUGAUAUUUUUGCACGCAUAGAGUCGACUGCUUUCUC
Aspergillus candidus is the source of this 4764-nucleotide messenger RNA. RefSeq lists its product as uncharacterized. The record is from RefSeq and is a predicted model, not a curated record. Gene Ontology annotation, molecular function: protein binding. The transcript has 6 exons. Bases 350 to 4654 code for a protein of 1434 amino acids. Lineage: Eukaryota; Fungi; Ascomycota; Eurotiomycetes; Eurotiales; Aspergillaceae.